Messenger RNA from Athene cunicularia (burrowing owl), 1677 nucleotides. RefSeq names its product elongation factor for RNA polymerase II 2 (gene ELL2). Gene Ontology annotation, biological process: snRNA transcription by RNA polymerase II; positive regulation of transcription elongation by RNA polymerase II; transcription elongation by RNA polymerase II. The transcript has 8 exons. Bases 1 to 1548 code for a protein of 515 amino acids. Gene Ontology annotation, cellular component: transcription elongation factor complex. Gene Ontology annotation, molecular function: cis-regulatory region sequence-specific DNA binding. The record is from RefSeq and is a predicted model, not a curated record. Lineage: Eukaryota; Metazoa; Chordata; Aves; Strigiformes; Strigidae.
AUGGAAAAGAGGAGGGCAGAAGUGACAAAAAGCUAUGAGCUGGGGAAAUUGGACACCUGCAUUCUCCCAGUGCCUGUCCUGUCCAUGCGGGAGGAGCAGGUGUGGGUGGUACUGAUGGCACUGCGGGGAUGUGAAGACUUUGAGGCACGACUUUUCGACAUUCCUGAUUUUGAUCUGCUAAGUGAAUUGGAUGUAUUUGACACCCUCUUGUCAGAUCUUGACACAGAUGAUCCUCAGGAAAGCGUUUGCUGUUUCCAGCAAAAGGACUGCAGUUCUGCAGACUCACAACUCAGUUGCCCGAAACUUGCACAGGAUGAAGUUGCACCGUGUGCAACGAGCGAUUCCCGUCCAACGAGCGAUUCCCGUCCAACGAGCGAUUCCCGUCCAACGGCCGAAGCAUGCACCACCCAGCCAGAAAACUCACAGAGUGGAAGUGCAGAGGUUACUAAACCUGGUGGACCAAUUUUAGGAAGAAAAGCACAGGUCAGAAAAGCACCACAAAAAAAUCCAGAUCCUGUUCCUGUGAGGAAGAGAUCAAGACCCAUGAACCCUGCAGAUGUAAUACGGAAGAGUCGCACACAGAAUGCAGUUUGUCAGCGACCAUACAGGGAUAGGGUGAUUCAUUUGCUGGCACUGAAGAGUUACAAGAAACCAGAGUUGCUCGCUCGCUUGCAGAAAGAUGGUGUCAACCAAAAGGACAAGAAUUGCCUUGGAAUGGUCCUUCAUCAGGUAGCCAACCUGAAUACAAAGGAUAAUUCUUACAGUCUGAAGGAUUAUCUGUUUAAAGACAUUCAAAAAGAUUGGCCUGGAUACAGUGAAAUAGAUAAACAGUCAUUGGAGUUAAUACUCUCUAGAAAAUUAAAUUCACCUGAGGGUGCCACCAGCUCCAGUCAUUCAGCAUCUUCUUCAACUUCUGGUAAAACUGGUCCAUCAGAUGCUCAGAAACGGGGUCUGAAUUCCUCUUUUAUCGAUCCCCUGAACAAAAAGAGGAGGAUCUCCCGCCUGGGCAGCGGCAUGCCAUCCCCGCUCAGAGACCGCCUGUCCGCCUUCAGGGAGAAAGCCGCUGCCACCCCUCUGCCACCCCUCCGCCCCCCCAACAUCUCCAUCCCCACUCCUCACCAGUUGACUUGGAUGUACCUUCACGCUUCCAACCCUCCAAAAACUGCCAGCACCACCUCGCCUAGGACCCCUGAGGGGCAGGGGAUGCAAAACCUGCCCACGGACACCUUCACUCCAAGUAGCAGUAAGGCCUGUGAGGACCAGCAACAAAAGUGUACCUCUUGCAGUUCUUCGGGGAUCCCAGAGCCUGCUAGGAUGCGGGCAAAACCUCGCAAAUCCAGAGGCAAGAAGUCGCGCAAACUGCCCAAGAAGGCAAAAGGGAACAAUAAAGGCAAAGUGCAGGAUGCUGUGAGUGUGAGCACUGAGGAGAAAGACCUCAGAAAAACUGCGGAGCUGAGUGCAUCCUUCUCUUCGCAUUCAGGUGAAGGUAUUAAUACGCUGCUUUUCUUAACUACUGUGUGGGUAACCGUGGUGAAAAGAGACCUGUAAAACUAGGGACUAGAAACGCAGAUGAUCUGUCUUUUCACUUAGUGUAGGUUAAGUGCUUUGCGAUUAUCCACUCUUUAUGGUCAUGAAGAAUCCACAUUGUUUUUCUGCUGUUGUUCUUUUUAAACUGAC